Messenger RNA from Anopheles stephensi (Asian malaria mosquito), 1087 nucleotides. It is a transcript of the gene Dtwd2, whose product is annotated as tRNA-uridine aminocarboxypropyltransferase 2. The transcript has 2 exons. The record is from RefSeq and is a predicted model, not a curated record. NCBI's taxonomy places the organism in Eukaryota, Metazoa, Arthropoda, Insecta, Diptera, Culicidae. Bases 181 to 972 code for a protein of 263 amino acids.
AUGCAUGUUUUGUUUACGUUUUCACCAGAACCGUGUGGUUCGGCGAUAUGAAUGGAACGAGUGUCUCCUGCUAAACGGGGGCGACCGAGUUCUGCACAAAUUUCGGACGGAAAAAAGCGAUAGAUAAAGUAAAAUCUUGAGUGUUCAUUGAAGGCGCGUUUAAUAGCGAACAGCGUAGCUAUGAGUGAGUUAGUUUUAGAAUCUUCGGCAUGGGACGAUUUAGCGAAUAUCCCUGCCGAUCCUCCGAGGAUGAGGCCUCUUUGUGGAAAAUGCUGCCGCCCCAUACAAGUAUGCUGGUGUUCAGCGCUUCCCUCCCAACCGCUAAGUCCCGGUGGUCGCAUAGUACUUCUGCAGCAUCCCGCGGAAGAAAAACGAUCCCUACGAACCGCUCCCAUGCUUUCCGUCGGACUCGCCCCUGGCAAGUGUCUUAUUUACAAGGGCAAAAGAUUCCCCCGUCACGAUCAGGAGCUGGAGUCGAUUCUGGCCGACAAACGGUCGCUGCUGCUUUACCCCAGCGCCCGCUCUAUUCCGAUCGAACAGAUCGAUCCUAGCGAAGGUCCGUACAAUUUGAUACUGAUCGAUGGCACAUGGCCACAGGCGAAAGCUAUCUAUCACAGCUCAACCGCACUGCACGGGAUGCGCCAGGUGAAGCUCGUCUCGUCCGGCACCAGCAGCUACAUCAUUCGCACCCAACCGACGGAAGGUUGUCUCAGCACGCUCGAGACGGCCAUCGAAGCACUCAGCGUGCUCGAACGGGAUGAUCGCUAUCGGGAACAGUUGCUGCAACCGCUGCACGUGCUGUGCCAAUUUCAGCUCGCAAACGGUGCAGUUACGCAUCAGUCGAAGGAGUUUCUCAUCCGCCAUAAUCAGUACCCGAAGCUGAUCGGCCGACGAUUGAACCGGUUGCUGAAGCAGGCGGAAAACUUCAAGGACCCGGACCCCACGGAACCUACGGAAAGCAAUGCUUCGUAGCGUAGCGAACGACACCGGGGACGGUUUUUUACUUUUUCGUUAUUUUAUUAUACCACUUUAUAUUGUACUGAUUUCGUAACAUAAAAUAGAGCAUAGCUUUAUUAUGUGUUUUAUA